Messenger RNA from Podarcis muralis (Common wall lizard), 3908 nucleotides. It is a transcript of the gene SCD, whose product is annotated as stearoyl-CoA desaturase. The record is from RefSeq and is a predicted model, not a curated record. Gene Ontology annotation, biological process: unsaturated fatty acid biosynthetic process; response to fatty acid; monounsaturated fatty acid biosynthetic process. Gene Ontology annotation, cellular component: endoplasmic reticulum membrane. Gene Ontology annotation, molecular function: palmitoyl-CoA 9-desaturase activity; stearoyl-CoA 9-desaturase activity; iron ion binding. NCBI's taxonomy places the organism in Eukaryota, Metazoa, Chordata, Lepidosauria, Squamata, Lacertidae.
UAAGGGGAAAGUCCCGGCUGACGCGCCGGCUGCGCACCCGGCUGGCCAUGCGAGGGCCAUGCAUGCAACGGAGUCCCUCCGCGGCCAACGGCGCCGUCCAACAGCAGAUUGCGGGCAGCCAAUGCGGAGCGCGCAGCGAGGUGGCACCAAAGUGCCGGCGACCAAUGGGAGGCUCUCUCCAAGUGCCAAGGUACCAGCCUCCUGCUCGCCUCUGCGCCCAGCUGCGCUCCACUUAAGCAGCGCCACCGGACCGUCAAGGCAUCCUUUUCGGCGGAGUUGCGCAGAGUGGACGGACCCUGAUCGCCCCGUGGUGCGCCGCUGGACAUCGUCGCCGUGCAAACAAAGGGCCAGAGAGAGAGAGAGAGAGAGAGAGACCGGGCACCUCCUGGGGGGUUACUCGCGUUCAGGGCUCGGGCAACUUAAAUAGCUGCGCACCAGCGCGCACAGCAGCCAAAGGAGGGACUUGGAGGCAGCUGCGCACCAGCGGAGCCGGGGAAGAGCAUCGCCGAGAGAGCAUCGCGCCGGAGGAAGAGCAGCACAAAGCCCUCUUCCGAUGCCUGCCCAACUAGCCCACGGGGAGAUUCCCUCAGAUUUCUCCACCACCACUGCCUUCGCUCGCGUGGCCCAGAAUGGGGCAGCUAGCAUGGAGAAGGUCCACUCCGCCCAGGAUGACAUCGGACCUCACAGAGAGAUGACGGAUGACGUUUUUGACGAGACCUAUCGUGAGAAAGAAGGCCCCAAGCCGCAGAAGAGAUACGUCUGGAGGAACAUAAUUCUCAUGUCUCUCCUCCAUUUAAGUGCACUGUAUGCAGCUAUCUGGCUCACCCCUACAGCGAAGUUUGCCACCUUGGUGUGGGUAUUUGUUCUCUUCGUCUUGAGUGGGCUGGGAAUCACAGCCGGAGCACAUCGCCUUUGGAGCCACCGUUCCUACAAAGCCAGUCUGCCUCUCCGAAUAUUCUUGGCGAUCAUCAACUCCAUGGCUUUCCAGAACGACAUUUAUGAGUGGGCCAGAGAUCACCGUGUCCACCACAAAUACUCUGAAACGGAUGCUGAUCCCCACAACGCAAAGCGAGGCUUUUUCUUUUCUCAUAUCGGCUGGCUGCUGGUACGCAAGCACCCUGACGUCAAAGAGAAGGGAAAGAAACUGGAUCUCUCCGACCUGAAGGCUGACAAAGUUGUGAUGUUCCAAAGGAGGCAUUAUAAAACCUCUGUGGUGAUCAUGUGCUUCAUUUUCCCUACUGUCGUGCCUUGGUACUUCUGGGGGGAGACGUAUCACACCAGCUUCUUCAUGGCUGCCAUCCUCCGCUAUGCCUUAAUCCUCAACGCCACCUGGCUGGUGAACAGUGCGGCACACAUGUAUGGCAACCGGCCGUAUGAUAAGAACAUCAACCCCAGAGAGAACCACUUUGUCGUACUUGGAGCCCUAGGCGAAGGUUUCCACAACUACCACCAUACUUUUCCCUAUGAUUACUCGACCAGUGAAUUUGGCUUGAACUGGAACAUCACAACAGCUUUCAUUGAUCUUAUGUGUUACCUGGGCUUGGCCACGGACUGCAAGCGAGUGUCAAAGGAGACCAUCAUGGCCCGGAAAAUUCGGACUGGUGAUGGUAGCCACAAGACUGGCUGAAGGUCUGCUCUCCUCCGUCUCCUUUCCUCCCUUCCUUCUCUUUCAAAUAACCUGGGCAUAUGUUUAAUGUUCUGCUUACUAAAUACAAAGCAAUGCUUUCAGGAUUCUCAAGGCGAUGACUCUAACCCAUUCCAGUACUAUGUUUUGAAAUGAUAUAUUCAAGACCUGUAACUUUUACAGGGGACACCUCUCUCUCUCUCUCUCUCUCUCUCUCUCUCUCUCUCUCUCUCCUUUUGUUUCGCUUGCUUUCAUUAGAAGCUGGUAGAACACCCAACAAACUUCCCUGCAACUGAUUGGAGGGACUGAGCCAACGGAGUUUCACCAGUGUAGGGACUCCGUUUGCAAUUAUGUGUGUUUGGGUCAGCUGUCCCUCUCCCUGGUUCUUGAGGCUGGUUCUUUGAUGAGUGGAGGGAGAUUUGUCCUAUCUCUUGUUCUUGUAGAGAAACCUGAGUCUAACCCCUUGGGCCAGGGGUUCUGAAAUCUGGAGAAAGCAGAAGGAGUGGGUUUGCUAUUGCAGAGGUUAGAGGGCAGGGAUGGAAAGCGAAAGGAGAAUGUGUUUUGUAAGGGUUGCAAAGAAGCCUGCUGGUUAGUCCCAGAAUUAGGGGUUGGUUUUCUUAACUGGAGCCGAGUGAUUCUUCUACCUCUGCCCAUGUUCUAGUGUCAUGAAAACUGCUCUUUUCCUGCACCCGGGCGCUAGUUUAGAAACCAAGCGGCCUGUGCAGGAUUAUGAGAUGCUUAUGUAGGAAAGCUACACAAAGGAGCUGGUUGCUGGAUAGUUCUGGAACAGAUUUGGCUGCGAACGGGUUCCGAGUGGGGAAAUGGGCAUGUUUUGAGGGUGGAAACGAGUGCACCAAAGCAACACUUCCUGACAGGAAAGAGGAGGUACUGGAGGGGUUUGAACCAAAGGUGUGUCACAGACCCAAGCUGUUUUGUUUUUGUGUGUGCUGGAAGAGUAUAUUUCAAUUUGGACGCAGGACGGUGUGUUUGUUGGUGUAGGUAAAAACAGAUCGUUUUCAUUCUGCAAAAUAUGGCAGCUGAUGUCCACACACUGAUCCCUGGAAGGAUCAACUAAGGGCUGAAAUCAAAGAAAGAAGUAUAGUCCCUGUUCAGGGAGCUUUAUACUGUUCUUGAGACACCAGGGCAGCAUUAGGUGUCAAAAUUUUGCACGCCCUAACAAUUUUGCAACCGCCCCGUGGCCCACCCACCCCUGCUAUGCCACUGCUUUCUACACAGGUUCUUUGCAGGAGAGCUUGUGAAAGAAGAGAGCGAGAGAGUCCACUUUUGCAAUCCAUAGGAAAGCUGCUUUCAAAGGAGGGAGGUGUUUGCACAUCCAUUAUACACAGAUUUCUAACAGGGUGACAAAGACUACAGCAUUCACACACUUGAUUUGAUUAUCUGCUACUGGUGAGAGGAGGGGGCAUUUGCAGUGAUGAGUGUCACAUGGCCAAGAAGAGCACAUCUUCUGUAACCAUUCUGCAUAAGGAGAGGAUAUUUUGGCAGACGCUGUUGGUUUAAUUUUUGAAUCUAUGUAGGGUUGGCAUAUGUCUGGAAUUCCAAGGACAGAAUUAGUGUUUGGGGGGAAUUUUGUGAGAAUGACAAAAUGUCCAGGUUUUGGAAACUUGCCCCCCAGCAGCUCAACAACUUUCCCCAAAAAGCAACCCUAAUUUAUGUGUUGCAUUAGUUUUCCUCUUUAGUGCACCUCUUUCUGCCAUGCGAAGAAGUUUCACUGCAGUGAAAUUUCCCUUCCUAUCAUCUAGCCACCUUAAUGGGGAUGUAUUGUGUUUCGAGUAACGUGAAACGUUAGCUCAGAUGCAACCUAUUGAUAAUUCAUAUAAAAUAUCAGCAGAAAGGGUAAGAGAGAAGCUGAUUCUGACUCCACGGAGAGUUGUAGUGCAGGUUGUUUCCAGUUCUCCUCUCCAGGAAGGGAACAACGACCCACUGCUAGCUAGCUACGCUAGCUCUGCUUACUCAGAAUGGAUGUGUAUAGGAUCUUGACUAAUCCCCUGCCAUGCCAGAGUUUGCAGCAGCUGUCCUCUGAAUUGUUUUGCACUGCCCAGCUGUCAGCUGAUUUACAUUUGAAUUACUCAUCAGUUAGCACUCAGGCUCAGCAAAAAGAUAAAUCCAGCUCAACAGAAAAGCACAUUGCAGACAGGACAGCUAAAGCAGGCCCUGAUCUAGGGAGAGGACGUUCUUUUCUCUGCUGUAUUGCAAAAUCCGGUUCCUGAGAUUAAAGGCUGCAAUCGUACACCUGCUGACUUGGGCGUAAGCGUGGCUGGACUCU